AUGAGAUUCUGUACCUUUUUAUCUGCUACCUUAUACGCUGUUUCAUCCAUUGCUUUUGCCGCUCCAAUCAAUGAAACUGGUACCAAAGAUACAGAUCUGAUGAUCCCACAAGAAGCUGUCCUGGGUAUUUUGGAUUUAUCCGAGGAUAAAGAUAUUGGAUUGGUUCCAAUUUCCAAUGGUACUUUUAGCGGUAUCUUAUUUGUGAACACUACUAUUGCUGAAAUUGCUAGUAAAGAAACCAGUUCUGUAACUAGAAAAAGAAGUGCUAUAGCCGAUGCUUGGCAAUGGUUAACUUUCCAAUGGGGAGAACCAAUGUACAAGAAGAGAGAUGCUGAAGCUGAAGCUUGGCAAUGGUUAAGUUUCCAGUGGGGGGAGCCAAUGUACAAGAAGAGAGAAGCUGAAGCUGAAGCUGAUGCUUGGCAAUGGUUGACUUUCCAAUGGGGGGAACCAAUGUAUUAA
This is a messenger RNA of Saccharomycodes ludwigii, 459 nucleotides long. RefSeq names its product Mf(Alpha)1p (gene MF(ALPHA)1). Gene Ontology annotation, cellular component: extracellular region. The record is from RefSeq and is a predicted model, not a curated record. NCBI's taxonomy places the organism in Eukaryota, Fungi, Ascomycota, Saccharomycetes, Saccharomycodales, Saccharomycodaceae. The transcript has a single exon. Gene Ontology annotation, biological process: mating. Bases 1 to 459 code for a protein of 152 amino acids.